UUCUGCAGAGGUAGAUGUUUCCACUCAAGACACAAGAUGACAGCUAUUAUGAUGUUCGCACCACUGUACACAUUUUUGCUUCUUGGAGUGAUGGCUCAUGCACGAGUUGGGACUGAGCCCUCAGCCAUACAACAGUCGAGUGGUCUCAUGUCAGCCAAUGUUGGGGACACAGUGACUUUGCAGUGCUUCUAUGAAGGCAACAUGGCCAUGCAUUUCUCUUGGUACAAGCAACCCUUGGGAGAAAAACCUCAGGUCAUCUCAACAGUCUAUAGGUAUGACGAGGCUCCUACAUUUUACCAUGAAUUCAAGGGUAACCCUCGAUAUUCAGUGCAAAGCGGCCAAGGAAUAAAUCACCUCAGCAUCUCAGACAUAAAUAGCUUGGAUUCAGCCUCGUACUACUGUGGGAGCGCACACUCAAAUGUGUUGGAAUUUGGAAAAGGAACCUUCCUCAAUAUAAAAGAUUCAGGCUCCAACAGCAAGACAGUUGUAGAGCAGUCUGUGUCUGAGUCAGUCCAGCCAGGAGACUCUGUGACUCUGAACUGUACAAUACACAUGGAGACCUGUGCAGGAGAACACAGUGUCUAUUGGUUCAGACAUGGCUCAGGAGAAUCCCAUCCAGGAAUCAUUUACACCCAUGGAGACAGGAGUGAUCAGUGUGAGAAGAGCCCUGAGGCUGGGUCUCCUACACAGAGCUGUGUCUACAACCUCCUCAAGAGGAACCUACACCUUUCUGAUGCUGGGACUUACUACUGUGCUGUGGCCUUAUGUGGGGAGAUACUCUUUGGGGAAGGGACCAAGCUGGACAUUCAAGGUGGUGAUAUUCAAGUGGCGACUGAAGCGGAUAUGAUGAUACUUGUCAUCUUCUCCAUCAUAAGAACUGGAGUUCUCCUCUGCUGUCUGACCAUCUUCUUCAUCAUCUACCUCAACAGGAAAUAGAUUAAUUCAAUGAUUCAGCUUCUCAGUCCUUUAGCUGUCACAAAUGCAAAUGGGAUUUACUGUCUUUUCAAAUGUUUCAGUGCUCGUCAGCCUUUCGACACGUUGAAGAUGCAGAUAUUGCUGUUCAGAUUUUCAAUAAAUUAAAUAAUCUUUAUUGAAAUAAUAUGCACAUUUUUAUUCAAUAAUGACAAUUCUACAGUGGAUCAAGUAUGAUGGGUUAAUAUAUUCAAACAAGACUAUUUCACAGCUGUUGCUUUAAGGGAGCAUACACAAUGUGCUUCUCAGAAACGUCUCCACCCUGCCCUCUCCCUCUUCCAUGCUUACAUCUGUUCAUUGAGAUGCUCAGUGCAGUGUAAUUUUCUGUGUCCAUGUUCAGAUUCUCAAAAAAAGACAGAGAGAUACAUGCUUUAUCCACAAUUACUAAAUGACUCACCGGGACUGUGGGUGUGCUUGGUCAACCUUAAUUAAAAAACAAAACAUAUACUUUUUGUAAAUGAUUGUUUACCAUUCAUACAUGAUAUAAUAUUAAUUUAUGCUAUUAAUAUAUUGCAUUCAUAUAUCAUAUAUUUUGUAUAAGGCAUGACAAAGUCUUGCAAACUGCUUUUUAUAUUGUUCAACAUACCUUGUGUCAAUUUAAGCUUAUCCUCAAUACUGACAAAACUAAAAUAAUGGUAUUUUCUAAAGAAAGAAAUAGACCUCCGAACA
Oncorhynchus keta (chum salmon) is the source of this 1641-nucleotide messenger RNA. RefSeq names its product immunoglobulin alpha-2 heavy chain-like. The transcript has 4 exons. Gene Ontology annotation, biological process: response to bacterium. The record is from RefSeq and is a predicted model, not a curated record. NCBI's taxonomy places the organism in Eukaryota, Metazoa, Chordata, Actinopteri, Salmoniformes, Salmonidae. The coding region runs from base 37 to 936 and encodes 299 amino acids.